Messenger RNA from Manis pentadactyla (Chinese pangolin), 2603 nucleotides. Its product is annotated as collagen alpha-1(III) chain-like. NCBI's taxonomy places the organism in Eukaryota, Metazoa, Chordata, Mammalia, Pholidota, Manidae. The transcript is spliced from 3 exons. The record is from RefSeq and is a predicted model, not a curated record. Bases 1106 to 1618 code for a protein of 170 amino acids.
GGGUGGCUUGUCCUGCCUCCUGGGGGCGCUCCCAGGGCCCCGGUUGGGAGGCGGGGUGGGGACCUGGAGGAUGCGCCGCGGGAGACCGCCGCCCGCAGCUGGCGGCCCUCUCCUGCAGGCCUUACCUCCCUCCUCCUGCAGACACCCUCCUUACCCUGGGGCUGUUCACCACUUGGAACCCUGCCCCUCUCCAGUCCGUGUCCAGGCCCGGCCCAGUCUCUCCCUGGCCCCUCUUGCCCUCCGGGCUCCCCCGCUGCCCGCCCUCUGUGGCACACAGCAGGCUCAGCCUCCACUCCUCUACCUGAGUCCCUCGUUCUCCAGGGCACCUGCUGGCCAGCAGCCUCUUUCCCGACCGGGGCCCUUGUGGUGCCGCAGGGCAUCCCAGCCACGCCCCUGGGCAUCUACUAAGGCUGCCACCCCCUGCCUGCCCCGCCUUUGCCCUGUCUCCCGGCGGGGUCAGGACGGGGUUUGCUUAGGGUCUGCCGCAGGGUGCCGUCUCUCUGGAGGGCCAGAGGCUCCCGUGGCUGCCGUGGCCUGUGGCUGGCACCUGUGCAGCAGUUGGGGGGUGGGGUGAGGAGGCUGGGGGCGGAGCCGCACCCCUCGGGGGCCCUCCCCAGGGUGCCUCAGGAGGGAGGCCCCACAGAGUUGGGUCCACCCCAGUGGGCCCUGGGAUAGCAUGUGUGGGGGGCAUCUGGUCCUGUCUCCUCCUGUGAGGUUGUCCAGAGGCCGGGGUAGGUGACAGUUCUCUGAAUCCCCAGGCAGCUGGCUGGAGGGGAAUUGGAGUUUCCGGGCGUGUUGCCUCCAGGGGCCAUGUGUGGGGUAGGGAGGGCUGGUCUGGGGGCUGCGCCGGGCCCACCUGGCAAGGUCCCAUCAGGCUGCCUGGCUGACCAAUGGCAGCCCUAUUUAUAGUCUCCGUCAGAAAACACCCCUGGCCGUGACAGCAGGGUGGCCUGCUUGCUCCUUGAGACCUGAUGCCUUGCCCAGGAGGGGCCCGGGUUGGGGCAGCCACGGCCAGGCCCAGUCAGUGCCUGCCUGCCAGGCCCAGACUUGCUGAGUUACGGCAGUCCUGGCCAAGGGCUGCAGCCUCAGGGGUUUCCCACAGCUGAUGGGCAAGGGGCCCAAGGAAGCCCCUCACCACCGAGUGCAGCUCCCGCCUGGCUCCCGAGGCCCCCUGUGCUGUCUCUUCCAUCAGAGGCCCUGGGCUGGCCCCCAGUGGCUGGCCCCUGCCCUGAGGGGACGGGGGCGGGAAGGAGGGGCCCAAGCAUCCGUGUCUAUCACCAGUGCCCAGAGGGUGUGCCCGAGAGGUCUCACUGCAACAGGCCCCGGGGCUCCUGCUCCUCUGCGUGGAUGCUCUCAGGGACAGCCAGGCGCUGUACUCUUCCUGGGGAGCAGUGACCCCCCUGCACCAGUCCUGGAGGGCAGCCGUAGCAGGCCAUCCCCGGCCUCCGCCCGCCCGGCCCACCCCGACAGUAGUGAGGGGCCCUCUGCGGGAGCUCGUGCCUCGCCAUGCUGCCUGAGGUCGGUGGGACCGGAGCGCGGCCUGGGCGUCUGUGCCAGCUGGGGCCCCUCCGGAGUCAGAGGUGCACCCGCAGGGCAUGGCCUGAGGGCCGAGUGCUGAGGAGCAGGUGCCCCUGGCCGUGAGCCACCCGCGGCCACACCUUCAGCUGGGUCCAGGGAGUCCCUGUGGCCGCAGCCCCCACUGUCCACGCCCAGCGGCACCUCUGACUCGGGAGCAGGAGGUCGCAUGGGCUGUUGUGUUUUCAGAGAUGCUACUGGAACGCCAACUCCACUCCACGUCUACGAAGGAUCCCACAGUGGGCCUUCUCUGCCCAUCUGGGGAGCCACACGGUGUGAGCGGGUCGCUCAGGGCUUCCUGCCCUGGGGUUUGUGGCCCAUUUGGAAUUAAAUUCCAGAAAUGGGAAGGUGACGUACCUGCUCCUGCCUGUGCGCGGCACUUCCCACAGGGGAACAUGGCUCCCUCCGUGUCUCUUUUGACGGAAACGUGCUUUCCUCCUCAGGAGCUGCGACACAGGUCCCCGGGUAGGGGCAGCUCGCUCAGAGAGGCUGUUUCAGGUGGUCCCGAAGAGGGCGUGGCCGCCCACCAGGCUCUGGCCCAGGUGCACCCUCGCUGCAUGCAGUCGUGCGGAGCCAGCCUCUCCGCCAAGCCCUCGAGGGCUCUAUCUGCCUCCUGCGCUGGGGUAGGAUGGAGCCCCUGCCAUCCUGGAGUCAGUGGGUGCCAAGAACCAGCCCCUCCUGGGGCACACUGCUGGGGUACCAGCAGCGCCUCCCCCCCAGAUGGAGGCAGAGGCAGGUGGGCCAGGCUGGCAGUAUCCAUGGCUGUCCGAGCUUGUGCAGCCAGGAAGGCUGGCAGGUGCAGCUUCCUGUAAGACCUGGCUGCCACCACACACCCCGGGCUCAGAAGCAUGUCACCUCUGCAGCCACGGAGGCUGUGGAGCCCUGUCUCUCCCCGCUCUGGUCUCCCUAAGCCCCGGUGGUAACCUGCCCCUGCUGUCAAGGCUGGUCCUCUGAGCAGCUCGCGAGCCCUGGCAUCCAGGACUGAGCAGGGGACAAGGACUCAGCUCCUCGGGUCCCGCAGGAGACCA